This is a messenger RNA of Mytilus trossulus (common blue mussel), 2002 nucleotides long. RefSeq names its product peripheral myelin protein 22-like. Bases 150 to 755 code for a protein of 201 amino acids. The transcript is spliced from 4 exons. The record is from RefSeq and is a predicted model, not a curated record. Gene Ontology annotation, cellular component: membrane. Lineage: Eukaryota; Metazoa; Mollusca; Bivalvia; Mytilida; Mytilidae.
CUUCCGUUCUGCAGGGAGGAAGCCUGUGUUUAUGAAAUAAAUAGUUCAGAUAACUCGUUUUUAAAAGAAAGAGAGGAACAGUUUUAAAUUUUGUUCUUCAUAUAUCGCUACAAAAUUCUCAAUUCCACUACAUAAUCCCGUCUCCAAAAAUGACUUUGAAGGAAGAUUUUGCAUCGUCUUCUAUAUGGGCCAAACUUGCAUUUUGCUGUUUUCUGACUGCCUUAAUUACAGGCGGAAUAUCAUUUACCACAACAAGAUGGGCCAGUAUGAACAUCAAGGGAACUAAGGGUGGAGUGUACUUUGGCUUGUGGCGAAGAUGUGAAAUUAAAAGCGAUGAUAGAGUACAAGCAUGCUUCAUACUCGAUGGGACAGCCAAUGAAUGGUUUGCUGUUGUUCAAGCAAUGGCGGUAUUUGGAUCUUCUGGUAUACUAGUUUCCAUGUUCCUGUUUAUACUGUACUUGUUCUUCGAAAAAUAUAAGAAGAAUUCCGAAAUUGGGACUAUAGCCGGAAUCAUUUGUAUUAUUACUGGGAUAAUGUAUCUUAUUGGAUGCAUAGUAUUUGCCACUAAAAAGAACAAGUACUAUGAAGACACAGAAUGGAUUAAAUUUCCUUUAGAAUAUGGAUUUUAUCUCGCAAUAAUUGCGAUACUCUUCGAAAUAGCAGGUGGGGUGUUUACACUCAUAGAAAUAAAGGCAACAAACACAUCUCAACAUCGUUAUGAUAGCAGCAGCAGCAGAACUGAUGAACAGAUAUAGGAACAUACCUUCCCCAAAGCUAAUAUUAAAUGGCAAUGUACAUCUACAUCUACAUGAGAUUUAACCAACGCAGUAUACGCAUAUUUUUACAUAACUUUUUUAUGUUUAUAAUUUUAUAAUUUUGUAAAUUAUUACGUUAUUCUAUUUAUAAUUUGCUAUCCGCAAGGGGACGACCAUUUGAUAUUCGAGGGGGAGGGGGGCAGGAGGAUUUGAUUUUGAUCGGUUAUUUAUUUUUGUAAUCUAAGAGGACAGAUUAUUCAUUUUCUGCACUAUUGAAGCAAUAUUUUUCAUUUUCAUUAAAGCAAGAAGUUAUUCAUUUUCACAACUGUAUUUAUGAUAUUCGAAAACUUACAAUUUUGAAAUGAUUUGUUUAUUAUAAAUAAUACUUGUAUAAUAAUAGUCAAGUCAAUAUGUACCAUUUAAUCAGAAUUAAUCCCCCUCCUCUACAGAAAUGAAUCUUUUAUAUAAUAUUCCCAACUGCAUUGCAUGCAUACAUAGUAUUAAAGUUUGGUUGUAACUAGCCUCUUUCAAAAGUAUUGGCAGACAUUUUUGACCGAGUGGAGCGAGUAAAAAUCAUUUUUGAAAGUUUUUGGAGCCACUGAAGCCCCAAGAAGCUAUAGAACAAAUGACGCAAAAUAAUGCCUUCUGAGUGUUCCCAAGACCCUUUCACAAUCUGAAAAUACAAGGUUUGUUUUAAUAAUUUUAUUACAAUAUUUUGGUCUCAAAGUAAAAUGUAAAUAUUGAGUGCAAGCUAAGUUUUGAGGGAAAACAUCAAAAGACCAAUGUGCAUCAUAAAGCAAAAAUGGAAUUCACAUAGUUAAGUCUUUGGCUGCUGUUUUUUUUUAUUUAUUCAUGAUCAAGUUCAUUACAAAAUUACUAGAUUACAAUAUGAAAGCAACACUUAUUGAACAGAAUACAGAAGGGAAAUCAAUAAAGAAAAAAACAAAAAAAUAAUAAACAUUGAUCCCCCCAAAAAGGGCUAUGUCUGAAGGAAAACUUGAGAAAAUUCCCCCCCCCCCCCGGGAUUAUCAAUUGGUCGUCCCCCAAAGUCAGGAUCGAGUCAGCAGUCCAGGGAUUGCCGUAUGUUGCUGUAUAUCAUAUUUCUUUUUCGUUCAUUAUUUUGAACAUAACCAAGGACUUUAAUUUUUCUAGUUCGAAUGUUUUCGGUUGCCAUUUCGAGGCCUUUUAUAUGGACCUAUGCGUUAUUUAGCUUAUCUUUAUAUAAUAAUAUAAUAAUAAAAUUACCU